CCUUAGCUUGGCUCUUAGAGUUAGCAAGUACACCCAGAGAUCAUCUCCAAGGAGGUCCCUUUGCUGUUCCUUGUGGUUUCCCUGUCGAUCUGGAUUCUAACUCAAGCACCCGCAGUGCUUGCGUUAAAAAGCUGCGCCAAUGUUCCAGCUGCCUAUUCUGAACUUCAGCCCCCAGCAGGUUGCUGGGGUGUGUGAGACCCUGGAGGAGAGUGGGGACAUUGAGCGCUUGGGUCGCUUCCUCUGGUCCUUGCCAGUGGCCCCUGCAGCCUGUGAGGCCCUGAAUAAAAAUGAGUCUGUGCUCCGUGCCAGGGCCAUUGUGGCAUUCCACACCGGCAAUUUCAGAGAACUCUACCACAUUUUGGAGAACCACAAAUUCACCAAGGAAUCCCACACCAAGCUGCAGGCUCUGUGGCUGGAAGCUCACUACCAGGAGGCGGAGAAGCUGAGGGGUAGACCCUUAGGACCAGUAGACAAGUACAGAGUUAGGAAGAAGUUCCCACUUCCCAGAACUAUUUGGGAUGGGGAGCAGAAGACACACUGCUUUAAAGAACGAACACGGCACUUGCUUAGGGAAUGGUAUCUACAGGACCCUUACCCAAACCCCAGCAAAAAGAGAGAACUUGCCCAGGCAACUGGACUUACCCCAACACAAGUAGGGAACUGGUUCAAAAACCGAAGGCAAAGAGAUCGAGCAGCAGCAGCCAAGAACAGGCUGCAGCAGCAGGUCUUGUCCCAGGGAUCUGGACGCUCAUUGGGCCCAGACGAACGAGGGGAACAGUUGGGCUCAGCCUCCAGUCCUGCAGCUAGCUUGUCCAGCAAAGCAGCCACCUCUGCCAUUUCCAUCACAUCCAGCGACAGUGAAUGUGACAUCUGACCUAUGGGGCAUACUUAUCGCAGCAAAAACCAGGAGAUCAAGCUCAGAACAGUGCCUGACUAAGCAUAGCAGCCUUGGCCACAGGGUCACACAGGGGCUGUCACAGUAUCGGGGGGUGCUGAUCAUAACCUCACACUCUCCUCAUAUUAUUAAUUGCUUACAGCUCACUGUAGAAGACUGUAAGGCCUAUCACCUUUACUUUGGGGACCUUCGAUAAAGCCUCAAAUGCCAAGUGUGUGAGCGGCUGCCCUCUGCAUUCUGUGGGUAUUUCAUGAUGAAAAAAGACGCUGUUAUUUUUUUUUUUUCGCUUUACUUUCAAGUUUGUUUUUAUAUAUAUAUAAUAUGAUGACUUAUUUAAGGGAUUGCCAAUAUUAGACCUCCUUUGCUUGUCUUUAUGUGCGCAGGUGAUUUGUGGACGCAUGUGCGCCAAAUCUAUGGAUCCACUGAAGAAGCUAAAAUAAAAUAUGUGGUGAGCAUCUUU
This is a messenger RNA of Pseudophryne corroboree (corroboree frog), 1355 nucleotides long. RefSeq names its product SIX homeobox 6 (gene SIX6). NCBI's taxonomy places the organism in Eukaryota, Metazoa, Chordata, Amphibia, Anura, Myobatrachidae. The transcript is spliced from 2 exons. Gene Ontology annotation, cellular component: nucleus; transcription regulator complex. Bases 140 to 874 code for a protein of 244 amino acids. Gene Ontology annotation, molecular function: RNA polymerase II cis-regulatory region sequence-specific DNA binding; DNA-binding transcription factor activity, RNA polymerase II-specific. Gene Ontology annotation, biological process: regulation of transcription by RNA polymerase II; eye development. The record is from RefSeq and is a predicted model, not a curated record.